CCGAAGCGCGGACGCAGCCGCCCCCGCCGCCGCCGCCGCCGCCGCCUCUGCCAUUUCCGCUCAGGCCCGGCCGGAAGCGCGUCCGCCCGCCACAUCCGGGGACCUCGCGCCGGCCCCGACUCGCUCGCGGGGCCUCGGAGGGGAGCGGCAGCACUGCCAGCUUUCUUCCUCGCGGCGCCCCCGGGGUCCCGGAGCCAUGUCGGAGGGAGUGGACCUGAUCGAUAUAUACGCGGACGAGGAGUUCAACCAGGAUCCAGAAUUCAGCAACGCCGAUCAGAUCGACCUGUACGACGACGUGCUGGCCGCCAGCUCGCAGCCAUCCGACGACCGCAGCAGCAGCGCCGAGCCGCCGCCUCCCAUCCGACAGGAGCAGUCUCCCAAGCCCAACAGCAAGUCGCCGGCGAUCCUGUACACCUACAGUGGGCUGCGGAACAAGCGAGCCGCGGUCUACGUGGGCAGCUUCUCCUGGUGGACAACAGACCAGCAGCUGAUCCAGAUCAUCCGCUCCGUGGGGGUCUAUGAUGUCGUGGAGCUGAAGUUUGCAGAGAAUCGAGCCAAUGGCCAGUCCAAAGGGUAUGCUGAGGUGGUGGUGGCCUCUGAGAACUCUGUCCACAAACUGUUGGAACUCCUGCCAGGCAAGAUUCUCAAUGGGGAGAAGGUGGACGUGAGGCUGGCCACCCGGCAGAACCUGUCGCAGUUUGAGGCGCAGGCUCGGAAACGUGAGUGCGUCCGAGUCCCAAGAGGGGGAGUACCGCCACGUGCCCACUCCCGAGAUUCUAGUGAUUCCGCUGAUGGACGGGCCACACCCACUGAGAACCUUGUGCCACCCCCCCGUGUGGACAAGCCCCCCAGUGUGCUGCCCUACUUCAGCCGCCCUCCCUCAGCUCUUCCCCUGAUGGGUCUGCCCCCACCACCCAUCCCACCCCCGCCACCUCUCUCCUCGGGCUUUGGGGUCCCUCCUCCCCCUCCUGGUAUCCAUUACCAGCAUCUCAUGCCCCCGCCUCCCCGACUGCCUCCCCACCUGGCUGUGCCUCCCCCAGGGGCCAUUCCACCUGCCCUGCACCUCAACCCCGCCUUCUUCCCCCCACCGAAUGCUGCAGUGGGGCCUCCGCCAGAUGCUUACAUCAAGGCCUCUGCACCCUAUAACCACCACGGCAGCCGAGAACUGGGCCCCCCACCCCCAACGGCAUGUGAAGCUGAGUUCGAGGAGAUCAUGAAUCGGAACAGAGCGAUCUCUAGCAGUGCCAUUUCCAAAGCUGUCUCUGGGGCCAGCGCAGGGGAUUAUAGUGACGCUAUUGAGACGCUCCUCACAGCCAUCGCUGUCAUCAAACAAUCCCGGGUCGCCAACGACGAACGUUGCCGUGUGCUCAUCUCCUCCCUUAAGGACUGUCUUCAUGGCAUCGAAGCCAAGUCCUACAGCGUGGGUGCCGGUGGUAGCUCUUCCAGGAAAAGACACCGGUCCCGUGAGCGAUCACCUAGCCGGUCCCGUGAGAGCAGCCGAAGGCACCGGGACCUGCUCCAUAAUGAGGAUAGGCACGAGGAUUAUUUUCAAGAAAGGAAUCGGGAGCAUGAGAGACACCGGGACAGAGAACGGGACCGGCACCACUGAGAAAGGAGUCUGGUUGGAAGUAAAUGUUUUUUUUAACGGACUUGCAUCUCCUCACCUCGAUCAGGACUAAAGGACGGAGGCCGCUCCACCCCUUCCCCCUCCCCCAAGCCCCCAAUUCCCUCCAGACACCCAGGGAACACCCGAUGCCCCACCAGACCGAAGAGAGCUUGGCAGCCCUCCCUAGCCCUACCCAGGCCCCGGCAUGACCCCUGCUUGCCUAGGGAAAGGGCUGAACGACUUGGUGGGGUUGGGAGGGGUGAGAGAACAGAAAGGGAAGAAUGUAGAAUGUAUCUGGGCCCAUGAUCCACCAAUGCUUGGACUCCAAAAGAAGGUGCUUUCUUUUUCUUGGAAACUUGUGAGGUUCUUAUUCUCUGGGAGUAGCUUGAGGCCGUUGGGAAAGCCUCCCAAAGACCUGCCGAAAGAGAACAGAUCCUCAUUGUGUAGGGGAGUGAUAGCCAGAGGUGCUCGGGCCUCUACCACACUAGCGCUAGACUCGCGGGGCCCUCCGUGUCCACCUCGCCCUCCUCCCCACUCUGCAGCGUUGCACGCCUCCAACCCCAAUUCCCUCUCAGCCCUUUUGGGAGGAACUACAGGAAGAAACAUUAUCUGGUGACAGGCUGCUUCUGCCCUAACUUGUUCUGCCCUCCUCUCUCGUUGACGGUUACUCUCCUGAUCUCCUAGGGAAGGCUUGAGGCCUUCGUCACUCCCAGUUUCCUUGGUCCCACUGGUCCCUUGAGUAACAAGGGCCCUGCCGGGUGUCUCGGUACACCUGCCCCUGCCAGGCAGAGAGCAUCCCCAUAAGAUGGCUUUCUCUGCCUCGGGUCCUCUCCCUGCUUCUCUUGCUUGCUGCUCGUGAAUUAACAAGCUCUGAUAGGCACUCUUCCCUCUUGAGCCCUUACCCCAAGAGGGCUGUUUCCUUGUUUUAGAGGAAGGCACUGCAACACAUCCCCACCUUGGCAGCGGUGAUCCCAACAAGAGGCUGCAAGAAGCAGGGGAGGGAGGGGGACUUAGUCACUGACCACUUCUCAAAGCUUUUCCUUCCAAAAGUUGUACGUAAGCAUGCACCUUACAUCAGGUCACUGAUUGGUGUAGCCUGGUUCUAGACAUUGGAAAUUGUACCCUGGAUGUCUUGCCUGCCUCUGGCUACUGGCAGACUGGCCUCCCUCUCGGCCCUCCAGGAAGGCCCAAGAAAGAGCUAGAGCCUAGCUUGCAUCUGCUGUAUUCUGAGCUCCGUGGACACCAUUCCAAUGGCCUGACUCCUCGAGAGGCAGGGCAACAAAUCUGCUGCUCCCAUAGAUUUCAAAUUGUGGCGAACAGGCUUCUUCAUGCCGCUGGCUGUUCCGUGGGACAGGGCUACCUCCACAUCACCCACAGGGCAUCCAGCUUUUAGUAUGAGAAAAACGAGAGACUCCAGUCUCAGGAGGUCCUUCCAAGGCACGAGGGAAGGGAGAGCCGCUAGGCCUAACAGACUUCGGUCAGGCACUGAGUGAAUUUUUCCCAGGGUCAGAGGCACAUUCCCUUGGGACAGAGGGAAGGGGUGGUGGCUUUCUCCCCUCAUACCCCCACCCCCAACCCCUCACUUCCUCUAAGGAGCCGAGCAUCCCCAGCCGGCGAGUGUUAAGUGAUGCGCUUCUCCCAGAGAGCAGCUCCGGGUGUCUUUUUAAAAUGUAGAGAAAACCAAAUGAGGUGACUGUUGUUUGAGGAAGAAAACGUAAAAUACCAGAAAUCCGUUUGCCCGGAGAGUUGUUUUUUUUUUUUACUUAAUGACACAAUUUUUAGUUUUAUUUCCAGAUAGCAAAAGAAAAAUACCUGAGGGAAAAAAAAAGGCCAGGCCCCGUCCCCCUGUUGUCGGUGAUUCGAUUUGUUUGUCUCUUUCUGAUAGGUUGGAAAUUGUGUAAUAAACUUGAUGACGCUGUCAAUCUUUUAUACCGUA
Molecule: messenger RNA, 3542 nt
Organism: Phascolarctos cinereus (koala)
Lineage: Eukaryota; Metazoa; Chordata; Mammalia; Diprotodontia; Phascolarctidae
Source: RefSeq, a predicted model, not a curated record